AUGAGCGCGUUUGUGCCUCACCACCCCGCGCUCUACUCCCCGGAGCACUCGGACCACCCCGAGGUGGCUGUUAAUUGCAGUAACUUACAGAAGAAGCGUCCCGGCGCCGGGAGCGCAAACCUGGGGCACCCCAGGGCUUCCCGCAGUCGGGAUGAGCCCCGGGGAGGAGCCUUUUGCCAGGACGUGAGCGCGCCCCAACACGCCUCAGACCUCAUAAACCCACUUGGCAAAGCGGGAAGCGGCUGGCGGAACGGCUGCGGUGAACUCUAGAAAUUAACCUGCGCUACAAUUAAACGCGCUGCUGCCCUCGCAGACUCACCUCGAGCGGCCGGGAUAGAGAGAGCUCCCGAGCCGGCCGCGGGGGGACCUGGCUCCACCCUCCCGUCCCAGGAGAAGAGGACAAAAAGGGGAGAUGGACUUGGAGAUGGCCCCGCCCUUCAAACGCUCCAAUCCUUGGAAACCAAACCUCCUCUCCAAGCCUCCACGUCUGGAAGGGACAAAGGCAGCGAGGAGAUCCAGAGGCUGAUGGGGAGAUGGUGGCUUUCGGGCUUCCGAUGGGGCGCGUUGGGGGAAAGGCACAAUGGCUAA
Microcebus murinus (gray mouse lemur) is the source of this 588-nucleotide messenger RNA. NCBI's taxonomy places the organism in Eukaryota, Metazoa, Chordata, Mammalia, Primates, Cheirogaleidae. The record is from RefSeq and is a predicted model, not a curated record.